Messenger RNA from Nothobranchius furzeri (turquoise killifish), 4214 nucleotides. The record is from RefSeq and is a predicted model, not a curated record. NCBI's taxonomy places the organism in Eukaryota, Metazoa, Chordata, Actinopteri, Cyprinodontiformes, Nothobranchiidae.
AAUUAUCACUGACGCACACAACAAUGUACGGUGCUCUGUUAGCGGCUACUAACACGGAAUGAAAACGGAAAGAAAUGGCCUUGCUUGGACUGAAGCAGCAUUUAGGAAACUCGUCAGCCUCUUCUCUUAACUUGUAAACAUAAAUACAAACUUCCUGACAACUACGGAUUCGUGUCGCGGACAUUUUUCAGAGACCGCCUCUGCUGCUGCCGCCGGAAACUACAAAAGUGGAGUGAUCUGCCCGCGGAUAAACGGAGAAGGAAGUUACGCCACCAUCAGCGUCAGCCUGAGGAAAUUUGCAGCCGCAAAUGAAAACGUAGCGGGAAAACGGGUGAGCGGCCGAGCCAGCUGGAGUCCAGUGUGGUGCAGUCACGUAGUACGUAAGAUGUCAUGCGUGCCAGUGAAGUAAGCAGGAAAGGCGAGGAUCCAGACCGGGGAGGAAACAGGCAGACAGGUUGGGAAGACGGAGAGGGAAUGCCUCUAAAGCAGAAUCUGCAGGUCAGCAGGCGGAUAGAGGCAGCAUGUGGUGCUCCUGUUCAUCCAGAGGUUAGGAUGAUCCUUCCAGGGCCGAGCCAGGAUGCACUAGAGGGGUUUUAUCUGUAGGCUGGUCUGGAUCACCAGAGGAGCUGGAGCGAUGAUGCUUCCAGGAGAUCAUAUCCCAGCUUUGGGAAUCCCAGGACUUUUCCAGGUCAGAGACAUAUCUAAUCCCUCUAGUUCUGGGUCUUCGUGUGUUUCCACCUGGGACGUGUCUGGAAAACCUCCAGAGGGACGUGAUCUUCAUCAGAUGCCAGAGCCACCUCAGCUGAGAGGAGCAGUGGCCCUAAAGCAGUGGAUAAAGGUGCCUGGAAUGCAAACCCCUAAGGAAGGUGGUCCUGUUGUUCCUGCUUCUGAAGUUUAUUCUGAUAAAACAAAGGAUGUGUUACUGUGUUUCUGUUCCCUGUGCCCAGCGCGUGUGAAACCCCGCCUCUGUGACCCUGAACCAUAAGGCGUCCGCCUCUAAGCUGCCCCGGACUGCAGGAACGUCCAAAGCUGUUUCGAGGAUUCAGGUUUAUGUUUUUGACGUGUUGUUUGCACCUUUCUACCAUGAUUCCCAAUCGCUCACCCACGUAACCAUAAAAUAAUUUAGCAUGCUAACACGAUGUGGUGUUACGGGGAAAAACGACGCAGUUUUCUGGUUUUAUUCUGAACUUCUCUCUUCUCUUCUGUUCAACGCCGCUGAAAAUCUGGAAAUUCACAUGAACAGCAGGUGGAGACUUCCAGAACGGUCCGUUAGCCAGCUGGGCUCUGGCUUCACUUCCUGUUCAGCUACUCCAAGUGCAGAGGAGGUCGGACGGUCGGAGCGUCGUGUGACGGAUAGAUCGAGAUCCAGUCACUUAGAACGGGAAGGUCACAAUGAUUGGAUAAAGGUUUUCCAGGGUUGUUCUUCUCAGAGAGGGUGCAGAUUGUUUCCUUUUAGAUGAAACGUUGAUUUGAUUGGUUGCCAUCAGUUUGGGGAGAGUUUUUCAAGCAAUGGGACAAAAAUUCUGUAGAAAACAUCUCCUCCUUCACCGGAAACGGUUUUUGCACGUCCUGUACAAAAUAAUCAGCUGAAGUGGUAAAAAUAAAUGAAUCUGAUUAAACAGCAUUAGAAAACGACUGCUGUUCCUAAAAAAGUCACUCGGUUUUAGAUUUUUAGAUUAGUUUUAAUUCUGGGCGCUUGAACUUCUGCUCCUGCUUGGUGUUCAUGAAGCAUUCAAUCAUUCAAAACCUCCGCUGGAGGCGUUUCACUCUCUGAAAGCAAACUUCCCUCCCUGCUGAUCCAAACCUCGGACUCUUUCUGCAGAACGCCUGCUGCUACUCAGCUUGACCUUUUGGAGGCCGGAGCCCUGGAGCUGGACGGCAGCACCUUGUGGUUCGCCGAGCAAAAGCGUGACUCACCUGCUUGAUCGAGGAACCACAAACACCGAAAAGGACUCGUAGCUUCUCUCCCACCGCAGUGGUUGUCGGACCGGAAGAAAAGACAGCUGCAGAAGAAAGAUGUUGACAUUCAGCGUCGGAUUGAGCUCAUCCAGGACUUUGAGAUGCCCACGGUGUGUACCUCCAUCAAAGUGUCCCGGGAUGGUCAGUUUGUCCUGGCAGCGGGAACCUAUAAACCCAGAAUUCGUUGUUACGACACCUAUCAGCUGUCCCUGAAAUUUGAGCGUUGUUUAGAUUCAGAAGUUGUGGCCUUUGACAUUCUGUCUGACGACUACUCUAAGCUGGUGUUUUUGCACUGCGACCGCUACGUUGAGUUCCACUCCCAACACGGACACUACUACAAGACUCGUAUUCCAAAGUUUGGACGGGACUUUUCGUACCACUACCCUUCCUGUGACCUUUUCUUUGUGGGCAUGAGUUCUGAGGUGUACAGGCUGAAUCUGGAACAGGGCCGCUUUCUGAACUCCCUUCAGACAGACGCUGCAGAGAACAACGUGUGCGACAUCAAUCCCGUUCAUCACUUGUUUGCAACAGGAACCUCUGAGGGAAAGGUGGAAUGUUGGGACCCUCGUGUCCGGAGCCGAGUGGGCCUUCUGGACUGCGCCCUGAGCAGCCUGACCGAAGGAGCAGAGGUCCGGGGUUUACCUUCCAUCAGUGCGCUGAAGUUCAACGGCUCCCUCUGCAUGGCGGUAGGCACCAGCACAGGGCAGGUGCUGCUGUACGAUCUACGCUCCAGCGAACCGCUGCUGGUCAAAGACCACUUCUACGACCUGCCAAUCAAAUCCCUCAACUUCCACCAGCCGCUGGACCUCAUCGUGUCUGCUGACUGCAAGAUAAUAAAGAUGUGGAACAGAGACACCGGGAAGCAGUUCUGCUCCCUUCAGCCUCAAACCAACAUCAACGAUGUUUGCAUGUAUCCUGAUUCAGGAAUGCUCUUCACCGCCAACGAAGACCCUAAAAUGAACACGUUCUACAUCCCAGCUCUGGGACCCGCUCCUCGAUGGUGCUCGUUUCUUGACAGCCUAACGGAGGAGCUGGAGGAGAGCCCGGAGAGCGCCGUGUAUGACGACUACAAGUUCGUCACCAGGAAGGACCUGGAGAACCUGGGUUUGUCUCACCUAGUGGGAACGUCUCUGCUCCGAGCCUACAUGCACGGCUUCUUCAUGGAUAUACGGCUUUAUCACAAGGUGAAAAGCAUGGCCAAUCCUUUUGCGUACGAGGAAUACCGCAAGGAGAAGAUCCGUCAGAAGAUCGAGGAGUCCCGGACGCAGAGGGUUCAGGUUAAGAAGCUGCCAAAGGUGAACAAGGACCUGGCUCUGAAGCUGAUGGAGGAGGGUGACGAUGAAGCCGAGGAGGCUCCGAGGAAAAAGAAGGGCAAGGCGCUCCCGAGCAUCCUGGGAGACGAUCGAUUCAAGGUGAUGUUCGAGAAUCCAGACUUCCAAGUGGACGAGCAGAGCGAGGAGUUCCGGCUGCUCAACCCCAUCGUCUCCAAGGUGGGACUAAAGAGGAAGAAGAAGCUGCGUCUGCUGGCUCAGCAGGACGCCGCCUCCCAACAGGCGGCAGAAGACGAAGAGCCGGAGGGCAAAGCCAGCUCCGAGGAGGAGAGCUCCGACGACGACAAGAGCUGGGUGGAAGAGGUGAGGGAGCAGAGGAGGUUACUGCGGCAGGAGAACAGAGACCGGCGUCGGCAGGAGAGGAAGGACGCCGACCGAGACACCGUCCUGCUGGACCGGGGACAGAGCCAAGAGAAGACGAGUCAGCCGCAGUUUUAUCAGCUCAAACCUGGAGAGGAGUUCCGAAGUUUUAAGGACGUGGCCCAUAAACAGAAACUACAGAAGGCGUCUCUGGAGGACCGGCUGAAGAUGGAGGAAAGCUCUGGAAUCAACAGCGCCGUCGACACGGCCGUGGGCAGCAAACAGCUGACCUUCACUCUCAGAAAGUCGGAGCAGCAGAGGAAGCAGCAGCAGGCGGAGCGGGAACACCGCGAGGAGAGGAAGAAGCUGCGCCGAGCGGCCGGACACUUGAGCAGCAGCCGGGGGAGAGGCCGGGGGGGGAGGGGGAGGGGGAGAGGUCACUACUGAAGGGAGAGAUCAGACGUGAACCUGAACAUGAACUCACAGCAAAGACCUCCAAGCAGCUGGUUUAGAUCUGCCCUCUGUACAAACGUCAUACUGCAGCCGAGUCUUUCCACCGAGAGAGGAAGAUAAAUGUUUUAUCUUGUUGGAUCAGUUGAACAAAUAUAUUUGGUACAAAACAGA